This is a messenger RNA of Chenopodium quinoa (quinoa), 747 nucleotides long. Its product is annotated as thioredoxin H2-like. Gene Ontology annotation, molecular function: protein-disulfide reductase activity. The transcript is spliced from 3 exons. The record is from RefSeq and is a predicted model, not a curated record. NCBI's taxonomy places the organism in Eukaryota, Viridiplantae, Streptophyta, Magnoliopsida, Caryophyllales, Amaranthaceae. The coding region runs from base 97 to 507 and encodes 136 amino acids.
AAACUGUUUAUAAACCACCUUCUACAUCUUUAAGAGCAUCAACUAAGCAAAGUAUAGAGAGAGAAACAGACGCUCUAAGCUACUGAUAGAGAGAGAAUGGGCGGUUUACUGUCAUCGCUUUUCGGCGCCGGCGAGGCGGUUGCGUCGGAGUCUACGCCGGAGGAUUCAUCGGAAUCUCGAGUUCUUUCUUUCCACUCUACCAAUCGAUGGCAGCUUCACUACAAUUCAUUUAAAGAUUCCGAUAAAUUGUUGGUGGUGGAUUUUGCGGCGUCUUGGUGUGGACCGUGCAAGUUUAUUGAGCCGGCGGUGAAGGCCAUUGCUAACAAGUAUCCUGAUGUUGAAUUUGCCAAAAUCGAUGUUGAUGAAUUGCCGGAUGUGGCCAGGGAAUUCGAGGUGCAAGCAAUGCCAACAUUCAUCUUUCUUAAAAAGGGAAAGGUGGUGGACAAGGUGGUUGGUGCCAAAAAGGAUGAACUUGAGCAAAAGAUUGCAAAGUGUGUGUCCUCGUAAUUAAUGUUCUAGUAACUGGCAUUAGGUGCUGCCCCUGAGGCAUAUGUACUUGGCCACUUGGGAGAUUGCUAAAGUUGUUUUCUUCAGUAUGAUGGUGUUCUUACGAUUAUGCGCAUUUUGUCAAUAUGUUUACAUCCUUUGAUACACCAGCAUGUUAUUGAUUAUGCAACUGUUAUCCAUACGUUUGAAAUGUUAUUGAUUGUGCUCUUUCUCGUGAAAUUCUGUCCAUAUGUUUGUUCA